This is a messenger RNA of Dioscorea cayenensis subsp. rotundata (Guinea yam), 1200 nucleotides long. Its product is annotated as peroxidase 4-like. The record is from RefSeq and is a predicted model, not a curated record. The coding region runs from base 40 to 996 and encodes 318 amino acids. The transcript is spliced from 4 exons. Gene Ontology annotation, molecular function: heme binding; peroxidase activity. NCBI's taxonomy places the organism in Eukaryota, Viridiplantae, Streptophyta, Magnoliopsida, Dioscoreales, Dioscoreaceae. Gene Ontology annotation, biological process: hydrogen peroxide catabolic process; response to oxidative stress.
AAGUGAACACUCCUGACAUGUUCAUUUCAUUCAUCAUCCAUGGCUUCGUCUACUCCAUCUUUCCUUAUGCUACUUCUCUUCCUUCUUGUAGGGAGCUCGUCGGCGAACCUUUCGACGAACUUCUACUCUUCAUCAUGCCCUAAUGUUUUCAGCAUUAUAAAGCCGGUUGUAAAGUCGGCCAUCUCCGCUCAAGCCCGAAACGGAGCAUCUCUUCUUCGUCUCUUCUUCCAUGAUUGCUUUGUUAAUGGUUGUGACGCAUCCGUACUUCUUGAUGACACGCCAACCUUCAGAGGAGAAAAGACAGCACCGCCCAAUAACAAUUCAAUAAGGGGAUUUGAUGUGAUUGACAAGAUCAAAGCAACCGUUGAGAAAGCAUGCCCUGGUGUGGUCUCAUGUGCUGAUAUCUUGGCAAUAGCUGCUAGAGAUUCAGUAGUCAUACUUGGAGGACCUAAUUGGAAUGUGAAGGUUGGAAGGAGGGAUUCAAGGACAGCCAACUUCUCCGGAGCUAGCACUGACAUUCCUCCACCGACAUCAAACCUGAGUCGUCUCAUUGCUAAUUUUUCUUCUCAAGGUCUCUCCGUCAAAGACAUGGUUGCACUUUCAGGUGGACACACCAUUGGAAAAGCAAGGUGCGUAUCUUUCAGAGGCCACAUAUACAACGACACCAACAUUGACUCAUCUUUUGCCAAAACAAGGCAAGCCAAUUGCCCAAGAAGGGUUGGUGUUCAAGAUAGAAACUUAGCACCACUUGAUCGCCAAACUGAGAGAGUGUUUGACAAUGACUAUUUCGAGAACUUAGUGGUUCACAAGGGACUUCUCCACUCAGACCAAGAGCUUUACAAUGGUGUUUCCACUGACUCUCUGGUCCAAACUUAUGCAAGCAGCACCAACACAUUCUUCUCCGACUUUGUCACAGGGAUGAUCAAGAUGGGAGACGUCAAACCCCUCACUGGCUCCAAAGGAGAGAUUAGAAAGAACUGCAGGAGGGUUAAUUAAUUAAUUAAUUAAUUAAUUGGUUUAUGUUAAUUUACUACUGUUGUGCUACUUGAUUACUGUAUGUCUGUGAGUUUGUCUUGUGUGUUUACUGAUGUUGGAAGUGUAAGUUCUGAGGAAUAAGAUGAAAACAUUGAAAAGUGAUUGUGAGAAUUAUUAAUGGUCGACAAUAAAUUCUGCAAGGAACUGGUUAAUUAAUUUUGUGGA